AUGUUAAAAAAAGAGAAAUUAGCUACUGAAGAGGAAAGAAAUGCAAAAGAUCUUUUGGAUCGAACACUCGAUAAUAUGAAUCAAGAAUUUAAUGAAGCUAAAAAUUUUGCUGAAGCAUUAAAAAUUGAAAAUAGAGAUUUUAAAAAUGCAUUUGAGAAAAUGAGAAUCGAACAUCAAGAAAAAAUGGCUGAUUUAUGUAAUCGAGAAGAAGAAGCAAAAAAACAAGUAGCUACUUGGGAACAAAUGUAUCGUGAGUGGAUGGCCACCAUGGAACGACGUGUAAAUAAUCUACAAGUCACUAAUGAAGAAUUACAAUCUUGGCUACAAGAAGAAAAUCCUGAUACAUCGUCAAAAACAGCCGGACAUGGUCCUCCUGCAGAUCGUCGGUAA
Molecule: messenger RNA, 390 nt
Organism: Didymodactylos carnosus
Lineage: Eukaryota; Metazoa; Rotifera; Eurotatoria; Philodinida; Philodinidae
Source: the annotation of a GenBank genome assembly